Molecule: messenger RNA, 1467 nt
Organism: Scomber japonicus (chub mackerel)
Lineage: Eukaryota; Metazoa; Chordata; Actinopteri; Scombriformes; Scombridae
Gene: dnajc30b
Product: DnaJ (Hsp40) homolog, subfamily C, member 30b
Exons: 1
Coding region: 1-1245 (414 amino acids)
Source: RefSeq, a predicted model, not a curated record
AUGGCUCUGAUUGGUUCUCCGCUGUGUGACGCCACCGGAUACUGUAGCUAUUUUCCGGCUAGCCUGCUCACCGGGUCUGCGCUGGGUAAGAUGGCAGAGGUCGGCCAGAGGCUGGGCAGCGGGGUUUACCGGCUGACAGCUCUCAGAAACAGCCAGAGCCAAAGUCCCGGAUCCCUACUGGUCACCUGCACCGUGACUGACAGCCGGGUAAAAGAGGAGUCUGCUCCCGAUGAUCACCCGGAGUCAAAAAGAGCAACACUACGCAAAUCAGAGAAACUUUACAGAGUGACAAAAGGUAAAGGUGGACAGCUAAAUGGGACUUCCGGCUCUUUGGACCCGGAUUGCCCUCGUUAUAUUGGAUUUGUUCAAACCAGAGGGAGCUUGCAGGACUAUAAGGCUACUCUGUACCUCUCAUCAACAAGACUGCCUCCUCUCCUGCAGGACACCCUACUGCCUGUCAGGAUGACACCAUGGACCAGAGGAGCUGUCUCCAUCCACCCUGAUGCCUUCAGGUCCCCUCAGCAGCUCCGAGCUUUCUGCACGGUCGUCUUCAUCCUGGCAGAGCAGGGAUCAGAGCAGACCAGAUGUGGACUGAGGCGUCUGAAACUACAUCCUGGUACUCUGCCCUCAUCCACAACAGUGAGAGGCUACAGCUGGAGGUCUGGCAGCUCAGGAGAUGGUCUUCUGCUGUACAAAAGCAGGACGGCCUAUUAUGACAUCCUCAAAGUGACCCCCAACGCCACCCAGUCCCAGAUCAAGACCGCCUACUACAAGCAGUCCUUCAUCUACCACCCUGACAAGAACCCAGGGAACAAAGAGGCCACACAAUGCUUCUCUGAGAUCAGCGAAGCCUACACGGUCCUGGGCAACAUCAGCCUGAGGAGGAAGUACGACCGGGGCAUCCUGAGCCAGUCAGACGUCCAAAAUGCAGGCAGGCCCUCCUCAAAAGAGGCCUCAAGUAAAUCCUCAGGAUCUCCACAGCAGCAGCAGCAACAUCAUCAACAGAGGUCCAGGAGGUUCUCCCAAGCUGGGGGAAAGACCAUGUUUGAUUUUGAUGCCUUUUAUCAGGCUCACUACGGGGAGCAGCUGCAGAGAGAGAGGGACAUGAAAGCCAGGAAGCAGCGCAUGCAGGAGCAGCAGAAGGAAAAAUACAAAAAGUGGGCGGACGGUAAACUACUGGAGAUGACUGUGAUGGUGAUGCUGGUCACUGGAGGGCUGCUUUUAGUUAAUAUCACCAAGUCCUGAAAUAGAAGCAGCAGCAGCAACCGGACGCUUUCCCCUUCUGGGGUUACAUGUCAGGACUCCCAGAAGGGGAAGGAGGUGGUAGGGGUGCUACCUCGGACUGUUUUUGCAAGUGUUUGCACAGUUUCUGACAGUUGAAGGUGAUGACUAUUUUUAGUGUGGUGCAGGUAUAAAUAUAACGCCUGCUUACUGAGUUCCAUGCCAUAGAUAGCUUAUCUUUCAUUA